Aedes albopictus (Asian tiger mosquito) is the source of this 3596-nucleotide messenger RNA. RefSeq lists its product as uncharacterized. Bases 1694 to 3589 code for a protein of 631 amino acids. The transcript has 2 exons. Lineage: Eukaryota; Metazoa; Arthropoda; Insecta; Diptera; Culicidae. The record is from RefSeq and is a predicted model, not a curated record. Gene Ontology annotation, molecular function: zinc ion binding; nucleic acid binding.
UUGUAACCGUAUGUUCCAUAUUUGUAGUCUUUCGGCUCCUCCUCAAAUAUCCUUUGCCUUAACCCCCCUGCCAGUGGGCACCUAAUGCCUUGCCCAAGUAAAAAAAUAAUAAUAAAUCCCAAAACUGACAGCCUCACUGGUGGCGUAAUCCUAGCUGUCAAUGCAGAGCCAAGUAUUUAUUAUUAAAGUGUCCGUUACGUUCCUGAAACUAAAGUCAUUUAUUUACAGCGGUUUGAGCUUCCAGUCUAUCACUUUUUAGACUGUGUAUUUUGUCGGCAUAAUCAUGCCCCUGCGCAGAAGGGUUGCCAACUUAAAUUCCGAGUGACUCUACUUUGUGUGAGUGAGUUGCCAAAUCUCGGGUAUUACAUUUUCUGCUGACUAAUGCCCAAGAACAGAUUUCAAGACAGAGUCCAAAUCAUUCCAUCUGUGACUAUCAUAGAUAAUUGUAGUGCGCGACGUGUAUUCCAAUAAAUUCUUAAAAACUAGUCAAAAUCUAAAAACUAGUUGAAAAAGUCAAACUUAAAAGCUAGUAGUACGGUAAAUUGUUAAAUAGUAAGCUAUUGUUCUAUUUCUAUCAAAAGAAUAAGGUUCAGCCGCUAUUGUGAAAUAGCAAGUGUUAAGAAAAGGUCCACUUCUGGGCCUUUUCUUUUUGACCUUCGGGGUCCCAAAACCGGAGGACAGUGUUCGUUUUCCCACAGAAAUACCACCGACGCACUGGACACGCCAAGAUCCGCUGGCACACGGAAAUCGCAUCGUCGAUACGCUGUCAUCCCGAAAUCUCUGGCUUCCCUACGGUGGACGGACAUUCCCACCGGAGGCCAUUCUUCGGCACCGCCAUUUUGGAAAUUCAGCGACAAACCACAUGGCCGGUCGAUAACUGCGAUUCAGUGUCCUUUAUCAGAACGGCGUCAGCGGACUCCACCCCUCGGUCGUCGGUAGGAACCGGGCUACACAGAGGUUCCCAAACUCUUGUGGACGUAGACCCCUCGGUAACCAGCAACGCCUCUGCAACCAACAAUCCCCCCUCCGUCAACCCACCGUCAACCAACCACCCACCGUCGCCCACCAGCUGCCCGUUGCCGUAUGCAUGCCACCACCGACCUCAAAGCUAGCCACCGUUCGUCACCACCAGAAUCCAGUAACCGCAAGUACACCUUUAUGAUCAAAUGUUUCUCUCGGUAGGGCCCAGAUUGGGCAAAAUAAACAUAGCUAUGUAAGUUCAAAUAUUGGUGGUUAGUUUCUAUUAGAAAACCGCACCAUUAGUCCAUAUACGCCCUUUUUGUUAUUUUGGUCGUCUUUCCGUGCCCCAUAAGGAGCCUUCACGCCUCGAUCUGGGUAGUCCAUCGGAAAGAUACGGUAUUUACCUUGAAUCUGAUUAACUUUGGUCGUAGAAUUCAGUUGGUGCCCACUCCCUCGCACGGACGUGGUAGCUAAUGUGUAGAAUCCUGCUCCUGCUAAAGGUGAGUGACCAGUUGAGCUUUCGUAACGGUGCUAUUAAUGAAUAAACGACCCCGUGCUCAGUAAUAUUCCCACCCACAAUAUUCCCCACUGAGUGGCCGAGUGGCUACAAAAUUGGCGCCCAACAAAAAAUCAUUGUAAUAGCAUUCGUUCAUUGACGAGAAUUUCAGAAAUCCCUGUAUUAGAGGAGAACCAAACAAUUCUUGUUUAUUUUGGUUUCGUUCUCCAAACGAAAAUGGAUUUAGAGUUCGAGGUGCAAUAUAAACAGCUGAUGGUGCAUCAUUUGGAGAGGCACGAAAUUGAGUACGAGUUGGCCAUUAGAGCCGUGCAGUUUGAACCCUCAGAGUCUCGAUCGGCAAUCCAAAGGAGACUCAGGGAUCGUUUGAAGGAAGAAAAAGGACUGAAUACUUUAGAUGUUGAUUUUCUUAGGUUCGAUAGAACGGUAGAUGCAGAGAUCAAAACAAUUGAUGCGAAUGUUGAACAAAUUCGAGAAUACCUUGAGAAUGAAGUGCGAUUCGAAGGAUUUAAGGACAGCUUGAAGACCCGACUCGUGCAUUAUUUUGCUCGGGUUCGCCGUGCUCAGGAAUAUGCUGAGGCGGACGAGGAUCUUACAGAUUUCGACAAGCUCCUCUGUUCAAUUCGAGGGCUUAUGAACACCCAUUUUUCGAUAUUUUCGCCGAUUCAAUCGGUUAGGGAAGAAGUUAUGCAGGAGAUCGUACGGUCGGUAUCAAAUUUGAAGUUGGGAGCAGUUCCGAAAAACAAUAAAUCCAAGAAAGGAGAAAGAUCAGAUCAAAGCCACUCAAAAUCUACCGAAGGUCAAGGCCUGGAUCUUAGUGCCUCUGAUAGAGAGGACAGGGAGUUAGGGGCAGUCGCUCGUCAGGAAUCUUCGCGUCGCGUUUUGAAGUCGUACAGAAAAUCCGGAAAAGAAGUUGGAUCGAUGUCAGAGGUGCUCGCCUCAUUGUAUCCGUUCGUGCAGCCGCCUCACGCCUAUGGUGGGCCUCGCAAAGACGUUAGUCAAGAUUCGAACCAGUCGGAAAGAGUCAUUCGUAAAUUCUCGCUUAGUCAUCGAUCAAAGUCAAGGCCAAGUCCCGCGGCCGAGACAUCGGACUCAGUUGUAGAGUCUGAUCCGCCGAGUAGUGCGUCGUCAUCGGAACCACCGGUAGAGAGACAUCGGGCGAAUCGUCACCGCCGCCGUGCACCACCUAAGAGUAGGCCGGUUUCGGAGUGGAACAUUAAAUAUGACGGAAGAGACCAAGGUCAAACCCUCAUGAAGUUCAUUAAAGAGGUCGAUUUUUAUGCAAAGUCCGAGAACGUGUCGAAGCGCGAACUUUUCCGAUCCGCGAUCCAUUUAUUUAAAGAUCAAGCCAAGUCGUGGUUCAUGUCCGGCGUAGAAAACGAGGAUUUCGCGAAUUGGGAUGAGCUCGUGGCGGAACUCAAACGAGAGUUCCUUAGUCCCGAUCAUGAUCACGUGAACGAGAUUAAAGCGAUAUCGCGGAAACAAGGGCCCAAGGAACGUUUUUCCGAUUACCUUUCCGAGUUACAGAAGAUUUUCAACUCUCUCACGAAACCGAUUUCAGAGAAAAAGAAGUUUGAAAUUGUUUAUCGCAACUUACGGUCGGAUUACAAGGGUCACGCGGUUGCGUCGAAUAUUGACAAUCUGGCAGACCUGAAAAGGUUUGGCCGACAAUUAGAUUCGACUUAUUGGUAUAAAUAUACCCCCAAUAAUCAAGAUCAGGUCGCGUCGCGAAACAAAGCGCAGGUUAACGAGGUUCGUGAGACUAGAUAUCAACCAAAACCGCCGGGAGAGGAUCAGAAGAAGUCGUUCAAGUCCCGAAACUUCUAUCGGUCGCGAAAAGAAGGAUCAGGAGAAGAAGACCAACCCAGGAAAAAGUCGUCGCGCGAAAAUCCCAAGAACUCAACGUCAGAAGCGAAAAACCCAGAAGAACCCAGACUAUCGCGAGCUUGGGUCGAUAGGUAUGUGCCCCCUGAAGAAGGCACAUGUUUCAAUUGUAGACGCCAGGGGCACGAUCAUACCCAGUGUACCUACUAUCGUAACAAGUUCUGCCUAAGAUGCGGGUUGCAUCAGGUUGAAACUAAAAAUUGCCCGUAUUGUGCAAAAAACUUCAAAUAGACUACCU